AACAGCCGAACCUUGCCACAUAGAGGCAUUGUAUGAACAGUUUAGUCACCAUUCGCGUGUCUACAACUGUGGACGAGAAAAUCACUUGAUAAUGGCAGGAGAACACAAGAUACUUAGCCGAGAAAAGAUCUUGACCAUCUUGACAAAGAUUUAUCCUGAGUCGAAGAUUGACAUCCAGACUCUAACCGCCAAGGAUGGAGUUGGCGAAGGUCAGAACUUUAGUGGUCAAGUUCAAGCCUGUGAUGUGCGAGCUCUUGUUGAUGGACAGGUGAAGGAACACCAUUGGAUGGUCAAAUUUCCUCCUAAUGAUCCCAACCGAAUGCCCGUGACCCGUGCUUCACAUAUGGAACAGAAGGAAAUUCAGUUCUUCUCUACAUUACUUCCCGCAUUUGAGGACUUUAUCAAGGAAAGGAAGGCGAACAUUCGGUUUACUUUCAAGAAAAGUCCUUAUUCCGAGUAUCACGAAGAAGUGAAUACGGAGGAUUGCCAGAAGAGCUCAAUGUUGGUCAUGGAACACAUGGGACAGUAUGGCUUUCGAGAUUGCUCCACUCGUCACUUUGGAUUGGAUAUGGAUCACGUCAAGUUGGUUCUUGAAGAAGUGGCCAAGUUUCAUGCGGUCUCUUACGUUUACUUCAAAACGAAAAUGGCGGGAGAUUUGAAUGAUAUGAUCAAGAAAGAGGAAUUAUACUGUCGCGAUUUCUUCAGCACCAAUCCCGGAGAAGUGAUGCAGAGUGCAGCAGUAAUGAUUCGAGACUACAUGUACAAAUCUUGGUCUACCGCCCUAGAGAACGCUCAAAAACCGGGUCAAGAUCUUCCCGGAUCUUUGAAGAGGUCCAUCGCUGAAGACGGAGAUAUCUUCGCUCGAAGAGCAGCCCUAUUAACACCGGACAAUUCCGAGUUCAACGUGUUGAACCACGGGGAUGUAUGGUUCAACAACUUUCUGUUCAAGUACGACAAUGGGCAACCUGUGGAAAUGUGUUUGGUUGAUGUAGCCGUUCUUCGAUGGGCAUCUCCAUGCACCGACUUGGCUUAUUUUCUCUUCUCUUCCACCACACCUCAGUUCCGCGAGGUCCAUCUGGAUGCCAUGCUCAGCUUUUAUCAAUCAAAACUGGCCCAAUUCUUAGCCCAGCUUGGGGAUGAUCCCAAUGUUUACCCCUUGAGUCAGUUAAAAGUGGAUUUCAACAAGUACGCCUUAGUGGGCUUUGUCAUGUCACUUUGGACCCUGCCAACAGCUCUGAUGGACAAGAGCCGACCCCAAAAUGAAGGGGAUCCUCAGACGGGUUUGACAGACGUUCGCCAUGGGCAAAGUGGCGACUUACAAUUGCAGCUGAACUCAAUGGUCUAUGGAAACUUUAUGGAUAUGGUCAAAAGGGGUGUCUUCACACUCUAGAUAUGUUCUAGUCUCUUCCUUGGGGCAUCAGAACCAUAAUAACACACAUCCCAAACGGUCCAUUCAUCCUGCAGCUACAGAGGGUUGCUGUCGUUAAACCAUUUACAGAGGUUGUAACCCGAACUGGUUUCAAUCUUUAACGUGCAGGCCCUCAGACAUUAGCCGCAAUGUAUUUAAGUUGGUGCCAUUAAAGUCGCAAGAAGACGGACAGAUGAUUCUUGGCUGUAAAGAACAGAAUUAAUAAAAGUGAUUUAGGAUCACGUCAUUUCCGUAA
Tigriopus californicus is the source of this 1664-nucleotide messenger RNA. RefSeq lists its product as uncharacterized. The transcript is spliced from 3 exons. Bases 92 to 1390 code for a protein of 432 amino acids. The record is from RefSeq and is a predicted model, not a curated record. NCBI's taxonomy places the organism in Eukaryota, Metazoa, Arthropoda, Copepoda, Harpacticoida, Harpacticidae.